AUGUCUACAGCUCCGACAAAAAAGCAACCAUUUAAAGUAGCUGAUUUAACUUUAGCUGAAUGGGGACGUCGUGAAAUAACUUUAGCCGAAUAUGAAAUGCCCGGCUUAAUGCAAUUACGUAAAGCGUAUGGUGCAUCACAACCAUUGAAAGGUGCACGUGUUGCUGGUUGUCUUCAUAUGACCGUUCAAACAGCUGUACUCAUCGAAACAUUGACUGCAUUAGGAGCUGAAGUCCAAUGGAGUAGUUGUAACAUUUUUUCAACACAAGAUCAUGCAGCAGCAGCUAUCGCUAAAGCUGGUAUUCCUGUUUAUGCUUGGAAAGGUGAAACCGACGAAGAAUACAUCUGGUGUAUGGAGCAAACCAUCUUCUUCGGUGCUGAUAAUAAACCGUUGAACAUGAUUUUAGAUGAUGGUGGUGAUUUAACUGGUAUUGUUCAUGAUAAAUAUCCUGAAUUGACAGCAGGUAUUUUCGGUAUCAGUGAAGAAACAACAACAGGUGUCCAUGCACUCUAUAAAAUGCUUAAACAAGAAAAACUUAAAAUUCCAGCUAUUAACGUUAACGAUUCAGUAACAAAAUCAAAAUUCGAUAAUUUAUAUGGUUGCCGUGAAUCACUUAUUGACGGUAUUAAACGUGCAACUGAUAUUAUGAUUGCUGGUAAAGUAGCUGUUGUUGCCGGUUAUGGUGAUGUUGGUAAAGGCAGUGCACGAGCUUUAAGAAAUUUCGGGGCUCGUGUAAUCAUUACUGAAAUCGAUCCAAUCAAUGCUUUACAAGCAGCCAUGGAAGGUUAUGAAGUAACAACAAUGGAAGAAGCAUGCAAAGUUGGUCGUAUAUUUGUAACCGCUACUGGUUGUCGAGAUAUUAUCUUAGCUCAACAUAUGGUUGAAAUGCCUGAUAAUGCAAUUAUUUGUAAUAUUGGUCAUUUUGAUAUUGAAAUCGAUGUUGCUUGGCUUAUAAAAAAUGCCGUCUCAAAAGAAGUCGUUAAACCACAAGUUGAUCGAUAUACAUUAUCUAAUGGACGUUCGAUUAUCUUACUUGCUGAAGGUCGACUUGUUAAUCUUGGUUGUGCUCAUGGUCAUCCAAGUUUUGUUAUGAGUAAUUCAUUUACAAAUCAAGUUCUUGCUCAAAUCGAGUUAUUUACCAAGAAAAGUCAAUAUCCAAUUGGUGUCUACAUUUUACCGAAGAAGCUUGAUGAAGAAGUUGCUGCUGCUCAUCUUGAGCAUUUAGGUGUUCGCCUCAGUAAAAUGACAAGCGAACAAGCUAACUAUUUGGACUUAAACACUGCAGGUCCAUUCAAACCCGAGCACUAUCGUUAUUAA
Molecule: messenger RNA, 1317 nt
Organism: Rotaria socialis
Lineage: Eukaryota; Metazoa; Rotifera; Eurotatoria; Philodinida; Philodinidae
Source: the annotation of a GenBank genome assembly